Molecule: messenger RNA, 1753 nt
Organism: Rhododendron vialii
Lineage: Eukaryota; Viridiplantae; Streptophyta; Magnoliopsida; Ericales; Ericaceae
Product: acyl-CoA--sterol O-acyltransferase 1-like
Exons: 1
Coding region: 41-1285 (414 amino acids)
Biological process (GO): lipid metabolic process
Source: RefSeq, a predicted model, not a curated record
AUAAUAUUUGAAAUAUCACCACAGAGAGAGAGAGAGAGAGAUGCACUACCCAAGCUACACCUUAGAGAGGGAGAUCAGCAACUUCAUUAAGGUAUGGAUUUCAGUAGUUGUUUCUUUAUGCUACUGCUAUUUUUCAGCCAAGUUCAUCCCAAAAGGUAUGCCCAGGCUUUUCUCAAUCAUCCCUAUUGUCUCUCUCUUUUUUGCCCUUCCUCUCAAACUUCACUCCGCCAACCUUUGUGGCAGCACCGCCUUCAUCAUAGCCUGGCUUUCCAAUUUCAAACUCCUCCUUCUUGCCUUUGGCAAAGGCCCUCUCUCCGAGCCUUCUCUCUCUCUCCCCCAUUUCACUGCUAUUGCUUGUUUCCCUAUCAGGAUCCAACAAAACCCACCUCCGAAAUCCCAUGCAAAUCUAGAAAAUUCACUGACAUCUCAAAAUAGAGACAACCCAUAUCCAUUAGAUCAAGAUGGCCACCAUAGCCAAAACCCACCUCCAAAAGGUCAUAAUAGAGAAAAUCCAAAUCCCAGAAUCACACAAAAUGGAAACACAUCGAUUUGGAGUUAUGCUAUAAAGGUUGUUUUUCUAGCCUUGUUUUGGCCUUUUUACGAGUAUAGUGACCACAUACACCCGAAUGUCAUGUGGGUCAGUUACUGCUUCCACAUCUACUUCACGUUGGAAAUCUUACUAGCCACUGCUGCAGCCGCUGCUCAAGGCCUAUUCGGGCUAGAGCUUGAGCCGCAAUUCGACAAGCCGCACCUCUCGACCUCUGUCCAGAACUUCUGGGGCAGGAGAUGGAACCUCGUUGCAUCCCGAUCCCUGCGUUCCACCGUAUACGAGCCCACGCUAUGCAUAUGGGCACAGGUCAUAGGCCGGAAGUGGGCUUCGCUUCCGGCCGUCAUGUCCACGUUCGUAGUCUCGGCCCUGAUGCACGAGAUACUGUUCUACUAUAUGGGCCGGUUGUGGCCGACGUGGGAGGUCACACGAUUCUUUCUCCUCCACGGGGCGUGCGUGGUGGCGGAGAUUUGGAUCAAGAAGUUGGUUAAGGACAGGUGGCGGUUGCCUCGGUUGAUCUCAACGCCGAUGAGCGUCGGAUUUGUGAUGGUUACCGGGUUUUGGCUGUUUAUACCGCAGUUGUUGAGGUGCAAAAUUUACGUCAGAGCGUCCGAAGAGUAUGCGGUGUUGGGAGCGUGUGUGAAGGACAUUGUUGCUGGUGUUGUGAAGUCGAUCGUAUCAGUUUACAGUUUGAUUGGAAUGGGAAUUAAAGAUCUCCCCAUACCAGGAGUUCAAUAAUUAUUCCUCAAUUUCUUUUAAUUAUUUGGUGUUCUUGGGCUCCAUCAUGUGGUGCCCCAAACUUUUCUCUACCAUUGUGUUGUGGCUCAUGUACUUUAUGAUUGCUAGAGGGAUGACAUGCACACUGCGUAUGUGAAUGGCAGCACGGCAAACCCAGAAAUAGUGGAGCAGCACUUGUAGUGGCCUAGUGCGUGGGUGGUUUUUUAUUUUUGUUUGUUUACUGUUUUGUCCUUCCCAUGGUAGAUGGCUUGGAACAUUUGAAGCCUAAUAAGCUAGCUACUUCUUGAGGGACUAUUUUGGAAAUGAAAAAAUCCAUACAGCUUUAUAAUACCAAAUGGUGCUCUCCCUUUAUAAAUAGAAUAGAUGUCAGUGUGUUUUUUGUUUGCAGCGGUUAUGUUUGUCAUCUUUGUUUUAAGUUCAAUAUAUAUCUAGUUAUGAAUUUGGUAAUAAUCAGUCUUUGUAGCAUAU